AUGGGGAGUGAGGGGCGGGGUCAGAACGACAGCAGGCGGAGGGAAACCGGAAGUGGCGGCCACGUGGGGAGCGGCGGAGCCAUGGGACGGGGACCGGGAAUGGGACCGGGACCGGGAAUGGGCCGGGGAAAGGGACCGGGACAGAAACCGGGACAGGGACAGAGACAACGGCAGGGACAGGGAUCGGGACAGGGACCGGUACCGGGGCGGGGACCGCCCGCCCUGCGCCGCGGCAGGAGACCGAAGCUGGACAACAUGAAGCCCAAGCACCCCGAGGAGCAGGAGAUUCCCUUCCGCCUGCGGGAGCUCAUCAAGAGCCGUGAGGCCAUGAAGCGUCCCGGCCCCGGGAAGAAGGAGGUGGCAGAGAAGAAGCAGCAGCCCAAGUCCCGGGGCCCCAAGGCGCAGGGGGACAUCCCCGUGCCCAAGUUCAGGAGGGGGAAGGGGGAGUCGGAGCGCUCCUACGUCUACCGCAUGGAGCAGGAGGUGCAGCGAGUCCUGUUCCUCACCAAGAACCAGCUGCAGAGGGAGCCUGAGAAGGAGGAGGUGGCACCAGAGAAGUCCAAGAGAAAAAGAGAGUUUCAGAAUAAGAAGCUGGAGAAAGCUCGGAGGAAGAAGGAGGAGAAGAAAGAGGACAUGCUGGAGAAGAGCCUGCUCCAAGACACGGUGGCGUUUGGUGAAGUGGUGACACAGCCCCCCACCAUCACCUCACGGCCACGGGGCCAGGGUCCUGCUGAGCAGGCUGGACGGAAGCAGCUCCUCCUGACAUCUCACCUGGGACACAGCCCGGUGUCCCCAGUGUCCCCAGCAGCACCCAUGUCCAUGGCUCGCCAGCGCAUCGUGGAGGAGGAGAGAGCCCGUGUCAUCCAGGCCUACAGGGACAUCCAGAGGCACAAACAGCAGCAGCGGGAGCUGGCACGGGACAGGGGCCGGGCUGGACGAAGGGUCCCCCGCUGAGCCCUGGGCUGCCCUGGUGCCAGUGAAGGGUGCAGGGAGUGUGGGGACCCAGGACUCGAGGGGGAUGCUUGGCCUCACCCUACUUCUGUGUUGCUGAGCUUGGGGCACCCCAUGGCCUCGGUGCCAGAGCUGGGACCCCCACAGUGCCACAAACCAUGGGGCUGGCACCAGAGCCAGGGCCCCUGUGAAGCCACAGACUGAGACCCCCGUGGAGCCAUGGACUGAGACCCCUGUGGUGUCACAGACUGAGACCCCCAUGGAGCUAUGGACUGAGCUAGCCCCUCGUGGUGUCAUGGACCUGCUUGGAGUAAAAGUGGCUCUGAG
Calypte anna (Anna's hummingbird) is the source of this 1278-nucleotide messenger RNA. RefSeq names its product coiled-coil domain containing 137 (gene CCDC137). NCBI's taxonomy places the organism in Eukaryota, Metazoa, Chordata, Aves, Apodiformes, Trochilidae. The transcript has 6 exons. The record is from RefSeq and is a predicted model, not a curated record. The coding region runs from base 1 to 954 and encodes 317 amino acids.